CAGGCCCCAAGGCCAAGCAGAGCUCCAGCGAGGACGAGGCCGACGGUGACAGCCGGGCCACCAGGGGCACAAAGGGGACAAAGGGGACAAAGGGCCAGCGCAGGAAGGGCCCCGACGGGGAGAGGGCAGCCAUGGCGGCCUCGGGCUACCUGAACCUGGCGGCCGACGCCGCCCACAACUUCACCGACGGGCUGGCGCUGGGGGCGGCGUUUUGGGGCGGCCCCGCCCGGGGAACGCUGACGGCGCUGUCGGUGCUGCUGCACGAGCUGCCCCACGAGCUGGGGGACAUGGCCAUGCUGCUGCGAGCCGGCUGCUCCAAGGGACAGGCCAUGCUCCUGCAGCUGCUGACCGCCUUGGCCGCCCUGGCCGGCGCCGCCUGCUCGUUGCUGGCCGAGGGCUCCGGGACCGGCGCCAUUUCGGGGAUCCUUCCCUUCACGGCCGGCGGCUUCAUCUACCUGGGCACGGUGUCGGUGCUGCCCGAAAUCCUGAGGGACUCCGGCCCCGGCCAAGCCCUGCUGCAGCUCCUGGCGCUGCUGGCCGGCGUGGCCAUGAUGCUGCUCAUCGCCUACUAUGAGUAGGAAUUCCUAAAAAUCCCAAAAAUCCCCAAAUCUCCUUUUGUCCUCCCCGUCCCGUGUGGAAUGGGAGGUGCCCCUUCCUGAGUUUAUCCCAUUUUGGGACCAAAUUGAGGCUUCUCUCUGAGGAAAAUGGGAGAUUUAGGGUUCAAAGCGUGAGAAAAACGGGAGAUUUGGGGUUUAGAGGGGGAAUUUUGAGGGAUUUUUGGGAAUUUGGAGGGAUGGGGGUGGGGUGUUGUUUUUUUACCACUAAUGAUGGUGUCAUGGCGAAUCAUGAUGGAUUAAAACGUAAGGAUGAGGA
This is a messenger RNA of Pyrgilauda ruficollis (rufous-necked snowfinch), 873 nucleotides long. Its product is annotated as zinc transporter SLC39A7-like. The coding region runs from base 132 to 578 and encodes 148 amino acids. Gene Ontology annotation, molecular function: zinc ion transmembrane transporter activity. Gene Ontology annotation, cellular component: membrane. The transcript is spliced from 3 exons. The record is from RefSeq and is a predicted model, not a curated record. Gene Ontology annotation, biological process: intracellular zinc ion homeostasis; zinc ion transmembrane transport. NCBI's taxonomy places the organism in Eukaryota, Metazoa, Chordata, Aves, Passeriformes, Passeridae.